Molecule: messenger RNA, 1467 nt
Organism: Saccostrea cuccullata (small rock oyster)
Lineage: Eukaryota; Metazoa; Mollusca; Bivalvia; Ostreida; Ostreidae
Product: indoleamine 2,3-dioxygenase 2-like
Exons: 14
Coding region: 136-1320 (394 amino acids)
Biological process (GO): 'de novo' NAD+ biosynthetic process from L-tryptophan
Cellular component (GO): cytoplasm
Molecular function (GO): L-tryptophan 2,3-dioxygenase activity; indoleamine 2,3-dioxygenase activity; heme binding
Source: RefSeq, a predicted model, not a curated record
UAAAUUUCCUGUCGGGGGCCCCUGAGUGUUAGCCUAGAUAUGUUACUACCGGGACAACAUUGUACCUAUGUUUAAUAUCUGUCCGUUGUCACCUACGAAGUAACUGACAAAUGAGGAUGUAAGAUUUUAGACUCCAUGGCCAAACUCCAAGAGGUCAAUCUGAAGGACUUUGGGAUUUCUACGACACUCGGUUUUCUUCUCAGCAGACCGUUAGAAAAACUUCCGGAAUAUUUUGAGUCCUGGAAUUCACUAGCAUCAGAGGCGCCGAUUUUGGCGAGUCGUGACAAAACACUACGGGAAAGAGUUCAAAGGCUGCCUUUAUUAGACCACGAACGCCUCACCACGUAUCGUGAGCUACGGUUAGCCCACCUCAUGUUAUGCGCCAUCGCUACCGGAUACAUAUGGCAGGAAGGAGACCAGGGAGUUCCGAAAGUGUUGCCCCGUGCCCUGGCUGUGCCGUGGUGUGGAGUUUCCAGGCGGCUCGGCCUUCAGCCAGUAAUAAAUCACGCCACAUUCUGUCUUGCAAACGCCAAAAUCAAGAACCCAGAAAGGCCUGUCGACUUGUCUAACUUGAGGUGUGUUUACGAGGUGGUGCCGGGUGGAAGACAGGCUGAAUGGUUCAUCAUAGUCACCGCCAUGAUAGAACAUGACUUCGCUCCCGCCAUUACGAUGAUCAUGGAAGCCAUUUCCGCUGCAGACAAAGAUGACGUCACCAUGUACAAGAAAUCAAUGGCGGGAAUCAGAGAUGUAAUAAACAAAAUGAAGAAUACAUUCUCAAGAAUGCAUGAUGAAUUAGACGCAGACGUCUUUUAUAAUGUCCUGCGUCCAUAUCUAAAUGGAUGGGGAGGGAAUGGAUCGUCCCUCCCGGAGGGUUUAAUCUACGAGGGGGUCUCAGACGAACCCCAGAAGAUGAUUGGGGGUAGUGCUGCACAAAGCAGUUCGCUACAGCUAGUAGACGCUGCCUUGGGGAUAAAGCACGAUAAAGAUAUCGAGGAUUUUUUGAACAAAAUGCGUUCCUACAUGCCGCCUAAACACGUGGAGUUUAUAGAGAUGAUUUCUAGACAGACCAACCUCAGGCAGUACGCAGCAGGGGACCGCGGAGGGGACAUCAAACUCUCCUAUAAUGAAGCAGUUCAGGCAGUCGUUAACUUCCGGUCCUAUCAUAUACAGAUCGUCACCAAGUACAUCAUAAUUACGUCAAACAAGGAAUCAAGAAGCCGAGACUACGAGUCCGUGUCCAAGAAAGGCACAGGCGGAUCCAGUUUGGUUCCAUUCUUGAAGUGUAUACGUGAAGCUACAGUUAGAACACUCAUAGACUGAAGGUUGUAGUAUUACUUUAAAUUGGACUCCUUGCAGCAACAACUUUACAUGUUAAUAAAAUUUCCAGCAGGACAACAUCAACAAGGGAUCAAAAAUUAUAAUCUAAAAUGAUACUAGUUUAUACUUAAAUAAAACAUUAUUAUCUUA